Guyanagaster necrorhizus is the source of this 1719-nucleotide messenger RNA. RefSeq names its product GMC oxidoreductase. Lineage: Eukaryota; Fungi; Basidiomycota; Agaricomycetes; Agaricales; Physalacriaceae. The transcript is spliced from 11 exons. Gene Ontology annotation, molecular function: oxidoreductase activity, acting on CH-OH group of donors; flavin adenine dinucleotide binding. Bases 1 to 1719 code for a protein of 572 amino acids. The record is from RefSeq and is a predicted model, not a curated record.
AUGCCUAUCGUAUCAUCCAGGGAGUUUCUCAAAAGGCCACUUGACUAUCUCAUUGUUGGCGGUGGAACAGCCGGCCUCUGUCUUGCUGCUAGAUUGAGCGAGGACCGAGAUACCAUCGUGGGCGUACUUGAAGCAGGGGAAUACAAUCCCAACGUGUCUGAUAUCGAUGUUCCGGGCUUCAUCGGGCGUGCGGUAGCAAAUUCCGCAUAUGACUGGAGAUUCCUCAGUGAAGACCAACCGCAUGUUAAUGGUAGGAAGAUGCAGUUGCCUCAAGGAAAAGGUCUAGGUGGCUCAUCGCAGGUGAAUGAAAUUUUAUUCGAGUUAAUGCAUACUGAGAUUAUGCCAUCGAAAGACGAAUAUGAUGCCAUUGAAGAGCUCGGAAAUAAGGGAUGGAACUGGCAUUCUUUGCUUGAAGCUACGACCAGAGUACGAGAUCAUCAUAUCCUUUCAAUCCGAUUGCUUAGGAACUCAUUCUUCGCAGAACCUGGCUUUCCCUGCUGCGCUACGCAACCUGCUCUCAACAAAAACCCCAUCUGUGCCAAACUCUUCGAUGCGCUCGAAAAUCUGCGCGUUCCGAGAAACUCUGAACCCGGUGGAGGUUUUACUGUCGGCUCCGCAUUUGUUUACAACACGGUGGAUCCUCGAACAGCGACGCGAUCAUCUGCAGCAACUGGAUAUUACGCGCCCAAUGCGAAACGGGCAAAUUUUAUGGUGCUAACAGGGGCCCAGGCUACGAAGAGGAGAGCUAUCGGGGUUGAGUUCAUGAAGGAUGGAUCAUCUUUAUGGGCAGCUGUAACGAAGGACGUUAUACUCUCCGCUGGUACUUCAAACCCAUGUGAGCUUUGUAUACUUUCUGGCAUUGGGAAUCCCAAAAUUCUUGAGAGGCAUGGCGUCAAGACUCUAGUGGACCUUCCUGGUGUGGGCGAGAAUUUACGCAAGUGCCAAAAGGAUCACGUCAUGGCUUUUACCGUUGCCGAGAUUGACGCGUCUUUGGAAACAGUAGACGUGCUACUCGAUGUCGCCGAAGCGGAGAGACACGCUGAGCUGUAUAAAGAGCAGAAGGGCCUCCUAUCGACACUUCAAGCUCCUGCGUAUGUCUUUGUCCCCGCAUCAAAGCUGGGUGACGCCCAAGCAUGGCGAGAUACAGCCAAUGUACAAUGUGAUGCCUACCUCGCCAGUAUAGACAAUCCUCAACUUCGUGCCGGUCUAACAAGGCAGUACGAGAUCCAGAAGCGAUGGUUCUGUGACGAGAAUCAUGCACAGGGAGAAGUAUCCUUUUACAACGGUCACUUCCCUGUGCUCACGAUCCAGCCCAAGCCCGGGAAGCGAUAUAUGACGCUGAACGCUAGCAUUCUGCAUCCCUUCUCUCGAGGAAGCGUGCAUAUCCGGUCGAGUAACCCAUUGGAGCCGCCGGCUAUCGAUCCGCAAUACUUCUCCAACUCCGUCGAUCUUGAGCUUCUUAUACAUACGGUCAAAUUGGCACUGAAGCUCUACGAGACGGAACCGUUGACCGCGCUUGUGAAAAAAGAUGGGCUGGUAUUUCCGACCAAGGAUGACUUGGAAGGUGACGGACUGAAAGCAUUUGUCAAGGACACUUGCUCCACGGUAUACCACCCGCUCGGGACUGCAGCAAUGAUGCUUCGAGAGUUAGGAGGUGUAGUAGAUAAUACGCUAAGAGUUUAUGGAACAGACAACCUGCGUGUGGUACGUCGACACUGA